This is a messenger RNA of Corylus avellana, 3780 nucleotides long. Lineage: Eukaryota; Viridiplantae; Streptophyta; Magnoliopsida; Fagales; Betulaceae. The record is from RefSeq and is a predicted model, not a curated record.
AGCUGGUUUACCUACAAAUUAAUGAAACAAUUUUUCUCAAUGGCAGACCCACCUUUACUGAAAGCCUUGCUGUGGGGUUUACUUGUGUUUCUUCAAUUUCAUGAGCACGCAGCCUGCUUCCACGAAGAGAGGAUUGCUCUGCUUGAGUUGAAGGUGUUUCUGAAAUCCAAUAUUAUUUAUGCAGGUCACCCCCUUCUUCCCUCGUGGAUCGACGAUGCAAAGAGUGAUUGUUGUGGUUGGGAGAGGGUCACGUGCAACUCCACCACCGCUCACGUUAUCAACCUUUCCCUCUACAACUUAAACCAAGAUCCUGAUUACUACGAUGAAGAUCCCUAUUACUAUUUCUUCAAAAAUGAAGAGAAGAAGCAAUAUUGGUUGCUAAACAUGUCACUGUUGGCGCCUUUCAAGGAGCUGAGAAGUCUUAAUCUGUCCGGCAAUGUAAUUGGUGGUUGCCUACCAAAUGAAGGUUUUGAAAGGCUAGCACUACUUCCAAAAUUGGAGAUAUUAGACCUUGGCAUUAAUUCCUUUGGAUUUGGUUAUAGCAUUAUACCAUCUCUAAGUCGACUUGCGUCCCUUAAGACAUUGAGUCUUGCAGGCAAUUAUUUGAGCUGGUCUCCAGGUUUUGAAAGGCUAGCACUACUUCCAAAAUUGGAGAUAUUAGACCUUGGUAUUAAUUUCUUUGAUUUUAGCAUUAUACCAUCUCUAAGUCGACUUGCGUCCCUUAAGACAUUGAGUCUUGCAAAAAAUUAUUUGGGAUUUUUGAAUACAACUACAGGUUUUGAAAGCUUGUCAAGAUUGGAGAACCUUGAAACCUUAGAUCUUAGUCUGAACAAUUUAAAUAGAAGCAUCAUAGAAUCAUUGCCUGCAAUCAAAUCCCUUAAGAAUCUGAAUCUCGGUUUUAACUUCAUAGAAGGAUCCUUUCCAAUCAAAGAAAUAUCGGCUUUUGAAAACUUGGAGAAGUUGGAUUUAAGUGAAAAUAGACUCAAUGGCUCCCUCACAAUCCAAGGUUUGGAAAGCUUGUCAAGAUUGGAAAACCUAAAAACCUUAGAUCUUAGCGACAACAAAUUCGACAAAAGCGUCAUUGAAUCAUUAAGUGCAGUCAAAUCCCUUAAGAAUUUGAAUCUUGCUUCGAAUUCUAUAGGAGGAUCAUUUCCUGGCAAAGAAUUAUCGGCUUUUGAAAACUUGGAGAAGUUGGAUUUAAGGGAUAAUGAUUUCUAUGGCCCCCUAACAAUCCAAGGUUUGUCUAAUUUCAAUAGGCUGGAGAUUCUAGAUUUGAGUGGAAAUUCUUUCACCGGAAGUAUUUCUCCAUAUAUCGGGGCACUAUCUUCUUUAAAGGCUAUAUCAUUAGCUAAGAAUCAGCUCAAUGGCCCUUUUCCAAAAGAUUUGUGCGCACUCAAGAAGCUUCAAGAGUUAGAUCUUUAUCAUAAUCUCUUUGAAGGGAUCCUUCCUACAUGCCUAAACAAUUUGACAUCUCUUAGAUUGUUAGAUAUAUCUAGCAAUCGAUUUAUUGGAAACGUCUCUUCAAAUCUGAUAGCUAGCCCUACAUCACUUGAGUACAUUGAUCUCAGUUAUAACCUUUUUGAGGGGUUAUUCUCAUUCAGCUUAUUGGCUAAUCACUCUAAGCUUGAGGUGAUUAUAUUGGCAAGUGGAAACAACAAACUUGAGAUAGAAACUGAAAAUUUGGCGGAUUGGGACCCCUUGUUUCAAUUGAAGGUUCUUAUACUUCGUCACUGUUAUUUGAACAAGCUCACCGGAAAUAUUCCCAAGUUUCUCUUUCACCAGCGCAAAUUGGAAAGAAUUGAUCUAUCUCACAAUAACUUGAAAGGAAGCUUCCCCAUUUGGUUGCUUCAAAACAAUACAGGACUGCGAGAGCUAAAUCUUCGAAAUAAUUCUUUCGUGGGUAAAUUUCAUUUGCCACUAGAUCGAUACGAGAGUAUUGUGUCUAUGGAUGUCUCAGGCAAUCAGUUGGAUGGGCAACUUCAAGAAAAUAGUGGAAAGAUUAUUCCAUACUUAGUAUAUCUAAAUCUAUCCCGAAAUCGUUUUGAAGGUUAUCUUCCGUCCUCAAUUGGUAACAUGAGUAAUUUGGAGUUUUUGGACUUGUCCUUUAAUAAUUUCUCAGGAGAGUUAACAGUGGAAUCGCUUGCCAAUUGCACCUCCUUGACGAUUUUGAAGGUAUGCAAUAAUCGCUUUAAUGGUGAGUUUUUCUCAAAGCAACUGAAGCUAGAAAAUUUAUUAUCUUUGAAAUUAAACAACAAUCAGUUCACAGGAACUCUACCAGUUGUGCCUCUCAUUCUAUUUUAUUUGGAUAUUAGCAACAACAAUAUGUCAGGAACAAUUCCUAGAUGGAUUGUAAACAAUACAUAUUUGUUGACUCUUGACAUGAGUAACAAUUCUUUUGAAGGUCAGAUUCCUUGUGGACAGAAUUCACUUUACUUAUUAGACCUUUCUCAUAACUUACUUUCGGGAUCUAUGCCUUCUUGCUUGAAUUUGCCUGCUAGGCACCUACGUUUGCAAGGAAACAAACUUACAGGAGCAAUACCGAAAGUUGUUUUAAACUCAUAUUCAGCGUCUCUUUUGACGUUGGACCUUAGAGAUAACAACUUUUCUGGUAGCAUCCCUGAUGAAAUUGGUGCACUUUCUAGCUUAAGAAUACUUUUAUUGAGGGGCAAUCAUUUCAGAGGUAGAAUUCCAAGUCAGCUGUGUUGGUUAAAUAAGAUAGACAUAAUGGAUCUUUCUAAUAAUUCUCUUUCUGGAAAAAUACCGGAUUGCUUUCACAACAUAUCCUUUGGAAAGACAGUUGUUAGUGAUCAUGCCUAUAAUAGAUCUUCUAGUUUUGCUAUUUCCUUGAACAGGAAAAUAGCUUCAACAUUCCAAAGGCUCAUAGAAUGGAAUAAUGAGGAAGAUAACAAGUGGACAGAAUAUGAUGAUCAAGUUGAGAUUGAGUUUGUCACAAAAUACAGGUCUAACUUGUACAGUGGUGAUAUCCUUGAUUACAUGUUUGGAUUGGAUUUGUCAUGCAACAAGCUAACAAGUAGCAUCCCACAGGAACUAGGAGAGCUAUCUUCACUUCGUGCAUUGAACUUGUCUUACAAUCAUUUGACAAGUUCCAUUUCACCAACAUUCUCACAUUUGACCCUAUUGGAGAGUUUAGACCUUUCCCACAACAAUUUGAGUGGAGAAACUCCUUCGGUAUUGAUUGAUUUGAGCUUUUUAGCAGUGUUCACUGUGGCUUACAACAACUUAUCAGGUAAAGUUCUAGACAUGAAAGCACAGUUUGCAACAUUUGAUAAGAGUAGUUACGAAGGAAAUCCAUUUCUUUGUGGACAACCAUUAGAGAAUAGUUGCACCAAAGAAGACAAGUCACAUCCAUCACCACCAAAAUCGUCAAAUGCAAGUGAAGGGAAAUGGUAUGAAGUAGAUCUUCAGGUCUUCUUUCCAAGCUUUACCGCAUCUUAUAUUAUUUUCUUAUUGGGUACAGCUACUCUCCUUUAUAUUCAUCCUUACUGGCAACAACAAUGCUUCAAUUUAAUUGAGGAUUUUAAGUAUCGGUGUUAUUAUCCUAUUUUUGACACUUUAAAAAAAUUGUCAAACCGUCUAUAUCCUUAGAUAUAUUCAGUUUCCAUGGACACCUAUGGUGGUAUUGAUGAUAGCUAGGUGUACAUCUGAUUACGAAUAAUGGUUAUUGUGCUCUAAUAUGAGACAUGGUGUUCACUUGUAUUUUCUUUCUUCUUUGUUGUAGUUCUUUGUCAUUUGAUAAUGGAUAUUGUCUUUGUAACUUUA